Dendronephthya gigantea is the source of this 2628-nucleotide messenger RNA. Its product is annotated as insulin-like growth factor 1 receptor. NCBI's taxonomy places the organism in Eukaryota, Metazoa, Cnidaria, Anthozoa, Malacalcyonacea, Nephtheidae. Gene Ontology annotation, biological process: protein phosphorylation; positive regulation of kinase activity; multicellular organism development. Gene Ontology annotation, cellular component: signaling receptor complex. The transcript is spliced from 9 exons. Gene Ontology annotation, molecular function: transmembrane receptor protein tyrosine kinase activity; ATP binding; protein binding. The record is from RefSeq and is a predicted model, not a curated record. Bases 172 to 2337 code for a protein of 721 amino acids.
AACCGUGAAAUUUCGCACAGAUCUGUGAAGUCAGGCAGUAAAUUUAUUCAGAUGAGAGUGACCCUCGCGUGCUACUAAACCAGUCAUAAGGACCUUGCAGAGUCAAAGAAUCUUUCCAGUUGUGCAUUCCAAAAUAUUGGAUUAGUUUACUUGGACGAAGGGUCGCGAAACAUGGCGAGGAUUAACCUGACGAUCUUGUGUGUUUGUUUUGUUGCCUGUUUUGGUCGAUUUUCUUCAGGUGACUUUUGUACGUCAUUGAACUCCACCGAAGUUUUACCUUGUGGUAAUCAAACGACAAUAUUCAAAGAUCCUUGUCUGGCUAACGGAUGCUGUUGGAACGAAUCAAAAAUUGAUAAUGAUACUGGCCUUAGUUGUUACAGAGCAAAGAAAUACAAUGGAACGUGCAUUAAGUAUCCAGAAGAUGGAAUCUGUUUCAAAUAUCUUAACAUGUCCGUUCCACAAUAUCGAGACACCCCUCGGUUCAUCGACUACAGUAUUGGUUUAAACCAAACCAACGAACUUCUCGCUCGAUUUCAAAACCUUAUCACCGUCGUUGGAAAAAAUGAAAUGUCAGAGAGUUGCCUGAACACUGUCAGAAUUCUUCUAUGCCAGUAUAUAUUGACCCCUUGCCUUGAAGACGGUUCCUUCAUUCAAAUAUGUCGCAGAGAUUGCGACAUGUACGAGACACAGUGCCCGGAUACUUUGCAGAAACUGUUGGGAGGCGCAUCUUUGAUUUUGCACAGCACACAGAGCAACUUCGUUCAUAUUCCACUCCCUGAUUGUAGGAAACUAGAAUACGAGAAAGAUUUAGCUAAAGUUGGCAAGAAAUGCUAUCUCACCGGACUUUUUAAUAACAAAGAAUCUUCCGGCAGCGAAGAUGAUAACAAUGUCAUCAUUAUUGCCUCAGUAGUUGUCAUCUUUUUAGUUCUGGUAUUAGUUAUUCUCCUGACCUUCCUCCUUCACAGACGACGGAGGAACAGAAAAGAGCAAGCCAAGCUGGAGCCUGGUACACCAUCCAUGAACCUGCGAGUGUCUUUCCCAGCCGUCUCAGUGAAAGAUCAUAUCAAUAUGUUGACCGCUGAAGAUUUAUUGAAGUCGAAGAUGUCAGUCAACGAUGUUAAGAAGAUCAGACAGUUUCCAGUGGAUAGAGUGGCUUAUGAGAAGGACCUCGGUGAGGGGCAGUUUGGACAAGUUUUUCAAGGACGUGCAAUUGGCCUAAACGACGAUAAUCCAGAUGCAGAAGUAAUAGUUGCUGUGAAGACAUUGAAGAAAGGAUCAUCUCACGAAGCGAAGCAAGAAUUUGAUGAGGAAGCUUGUCGUAUGAAUUUUCUUUUUCAUCCAAACAUUGUCCGUCUGUUGGCGGUAUCCGCCAUGGAGGAACCUUAUUGUAUGAUCUUCGAGUUCAUGAGCAAUGGAGAUCUGAGUGAAUACUUGAGAAAGUCUCAGCCAUUGGAGGAUGACACGGAACCAGACGACGAAAACAAAAAUCGUCUGUCACAAGCGACCUUAAUUCAUAUGUGUACAGAUAUCGCGAGAGGGCUGAAAUAUUUAGCAAGCCAUCGUCUCGUACAUAGAGAUGUCGCAACAAGAAAUUGCCUGGUUGCAGAUGACCUGACGAUCAAAAUCGCGGACUUUGGAAUGUCAAGAGACAUCUAUUCCAAUAACUAUUAUAAAAUUGAAAAAGAGACGGUUUUGCCAAUUCGUUGGCUUUCACCAGAGGCAGUCUUGUUCGGUAAAUUUACCAUUGAAUCAGAUACUUACUCAUACGGCGUCCUACUCUGGGAAGUUUUCACUUUCAGUAAGCAGCCAUAUUACGGUUACACAAACAAAGAAGUGUUGGAAUUCAUUGCAAAGGGUAUUCAUCUUGCUAAGCCUGAUUUUUGUCCUGAUUUUGUCUACCCUGUUAUGAAGAAAUGCUGGUCGAAGGAUCCUGAACUUCGGCCUGAUUACAACAAGAUUAUUGAUGCCUUGAAUGGAGACGACAUAAUCGAAGAAGCGAGAACACGCGAGGAACAAAAAGCACAACCUGAAUACCAGAAUUUUGUCCCAUUUUCUAACGAGACUAUCAACAGAGCGUCCAGCAGUAGUAGUGGAAACCAGAAUGAUCCAUUAAUCAAGUCGCAGGAACAAAGAAUACCUGGAGAAAAUCCAGUUUAUAAAAGAGAAAGAUCAAACUCUGGAAGUCAAGGAAGUUUUAACUCCGCUUUAGAAUCUGACUCAGAAAUAAGCAUUAGCGACGGACGGACGAGUAUUAACGAUGGACGAACUAACGUUAACGUCAAUAACGAUGGACGAACGAGCAGAACAGAUCUCUCAUUGCAUAAGACUUACGUAUGACAAGAAACGACGCACGUAGUUGUUAUGGAUUCCGACAAUGCGGACGACUGAAAUAUAUUUACGCCGUAUCUUGCAAAGAAAGCGGAAAUUAUUAUAACAUUGUAAAUGUAACACAAUCAAAUACUGAAAUAGACACAAAUUUCUCUUAACAUGUCAAACAUGGAACAGAAAUUUUCCAUAAUUCAUAGUUGCUAAUGCGAGCAUGUAUACUUCCUACAGCUUUCAUGAUAAAGAUCGUUGGGCAUAAAGAAUUGUUGUAAAAAAUUGUACAAACAUAGUCUAAGCAGUUGU